This is a messenger RNA of Cynara cardunculus var. scolymus (artichoke), 1072 nucleotides long. Its product is annotated as protein DEHYDRATION-INDUCED 19-like. Lineage: Eukaryota; Viridiplantae; Streptophyta; Magnoliopsida; Asterales; Asteraceae. The record is from RefSeq and is a predicted model, not a curated record. The coding region runs from base 106 to 840 and encodes 244 amino acids. The transcript has 5 exons.
AUUCGAUUCCAAUUACAAUUUCUCUUGAUGGAAUCGUUUUGUUGCUUUCCAUUAUAAAUUUAUUGCAUACUUCAACCAACGUCUCUCUCUUCUUUCUCCACCCUAAUGGAUUCGAAUUUCUGGACCGCUCGUCUAGCCGUCGCCAAGCGGCAAUUCACGACGCACCACCACCACCACCACCAUCAGAGCUCCCAUCUCGAUCGGUUGAACGUAGAUGAUUUCGAGGUCGAAGACGAAAUCCGACCCGAUUUUCCAUGCCCGUAUUGUUAUGAGGAUUUUGAUAUCGGGUCCUUGUGUUCCCAUCUCGAAGAUGAACAUUCUUGUGAAUCCAAAGCCACUAUUUGCCCAGUUUACUCUGUUAAAAUGACAAGAGAUAUGUUGAGCCAUAUCACUCUGCAGCAUGGACACCUAUUCAAAUUGCAGCGGCGUCGUAGACUACGUAGAGUAGCCGUUCCGAACAGUCAGGCACUUUCCCUUUUGGGCAGGGAUCUUCGAGAGGCUCAUCUGCAGGUGCUUCUUGGUGGUGGUGGUGGCGGCAGUGGUGGUUACAGGCCGUCGAAUAUCACUUCAUCAGCAGUAGCAAGUUCUGCGGUUUCUGAUCCGUUCCUUUCUUCUUUGGUUCUCAACUUUCCCGGUUCUGAAGCCGAAGAAAUCUCCAAGUCGAUAGCGUCGAAUGUGGAGGAAAGUUCCGUGAAGAGUGCAACCCCACAACACAUAUGGAAAUCAAGUUUUGAUCCUUCGUUAAGCUCUGAAGAACGGGAAAAGAGAAUGAGACAGGCAACUGGCCGAGCAGUUUUUCUUCAAGAUGUGCUCGUAUCAACGCUUUUAACUGCUGACUAAAUGUCGAGUAAGUAAUUUGCAUACGAUUAUUUCAUCAAGCAGAUUACAAUAUUCGUUCAGCAACCUCUGUUGUAGAAGUUUUUCUUCAUCUUUUUUGCUCUCUCGACCUGCGUUGUACGAGCAAAUCUUUUCAUGUUAAUGAAAUCGCUAAUAUUUAUUUUUUGUCCGUUGGAUUGUAUAUGUGCUAACUGUAAAGUGAUCCUCGUUAUCGAAAUUCCGCUCUUUUCUGGUC